GCAUCUCAGAUGUGGUGCCUGGGUAGAUUUUUACCGAUGAUUGUUGGAGCUAAAGUUCCAGAGAAUGAUGAGAAAUGGCAGCUAUAUCUAAAGAUGUUGGAUAUAACUGAUAUUGUGUUCUCUCCUGUAACAAGUGCAAAUCAAGCUGCUUAUCUAGCCCAACUAAUAGAAGAACACCACAAAGAAUUUACAGUGUUGUACCCGAACUGCUCUAUCAUACCCAAAAUGCACUAUAUUGUCCACUACCCAAGUGCUAUGAUCAGGUUAGGACCAAUGAUAACACACUGGUGCAUGAGAUUUGAGGCCAAGCAUCGUUAUUUCAAACAACUAGCUACUGCCAUUGGUAAUUACACCAAUCUACCAUGGACAUUAGCUGAACGACACCAGAGUCAGCAGUGUUAUAAUCUCUGCGGCAUACACAAACCUAUUGAGUGUGGAGCAGGUAAACAACAUGAAGCAAGCACCAGAAGCUAUUUCCAACUACUUCAAGGGAAAGAUGUCAACAUAAAUGCCCACUCACUUGUUAAUGAAACAUUGUGGAUUAUAAUAUUGGGAACAAAGUACAAAGUAGGAGCUGUUGUUCAGCAUGGAUUUCUGCAUCUGCUACCAACAUUUUCAGUUAUAAAGAAAAUUGUUGUUGUUGAUGGUGAAUUAAACAGCUGUUUUUUUAUUCUUGAAAGACUACAUACUAUAGAGUUCAAUGAACAUUACCAUGCAUAUAAGGUGGAGAAGCCUAUUGAUAUAAGUUUAGGUAUUUGCACACAAGAAGAACUUGUAUCUUUUAUGCCAAUGCAUUACACAAAUCCU
Dendronephthya gigantea is the source of this 807-nucleotide messenger RNA. RefSeq lists its product as uncharacterized. The annotation marks the transcript as partial. NCBI's taxonomy places the organism in Eukaryota, Metazoa, Cnidaria, Anthozoa, Malacalcyonacea, Nephtheidae. The record is from RefSeq and is a predicted model, not a curated record. The transcript is spliced from 4 exons.